AUGAAUGGAGGGGGAGUAGCUGAUUUUCGCUAUAAAUGCAAAAAGAUGUGGCGUAAAGCUGAAUUCAUAAUAUUUGGCGUAGCUGUCAUGCUAACUCUGCUACAUCUGACUCUGAGUUUGACUGCAACGACAACAAACUGCUGUAGUGACAUUGAGAGCUUGAAAUCUGAAAUUCUGGGCCAAUGCGAAAGCAUUUGUGUUGGCAAAAAGGGACCAAGAGGACCAAGGGGACCAAGGGGAUUUAAAGGAAGAACUGGGCCUAUCGGGCCACCGGGACCUCCAGGAGUACCCGGACCUGCUGGACCUACAGGGAAUACAGGACCUACAGGAAGACCUGGACCUGUCGGACCCACAGGACCAACAGGCAGUGCAUGUUCUACACAAUGCCCCUCUAGGUUUAGCCGGAACCAAAACUCCUGUUAUUUAUUCGUAUAUACACCUGGUGGAGCAGCCACGUGGUUUGAAGCAAAGACACUUUGUUUAAGCUUUGGAGCCCAUCUUGUUGCCAUAGAAACAGAAGCUGAACAAAUUUACAUCGUAGGAAAGAUUCAUUCUGAUGGCAAAGGUGGAUUGUCGUUUUGGACAGGUGGUCAUGAUAUGGCAGGUAGAUGGCUGUGGGCUGGAGGACCAUGUUUUGACACAGAAGAGAUCGAUGUGUAUUCAAACUGGAAUCCCAACCAGCCUGAUAAUGGAAGUGGUACUGAGGAUUGCUUGGAAAUUCAUGCUGGGAUAUCUUUCCGGUGGAAUGAUGACCAGUGUUUUCAUAAAAAGCAAUUCAUUUGUGAGAUAAAUCUGCCAUGAGAAAACAUUUUCUGCAUCAUAGCUAGCUUUGCCCCGAACUUAAAUUUAAAUACUUCAACUAUCAUCGUGAGAGCUGA
Messenger RNA from Owenia fusiformis, 878 nucleotides. NCBI's taxonomy places the organism in Eukaryota, Metazoa, Annelida, Polychaeta, Sabellida, Oweniidae. The record is from the annotation of a GenBank genome assembly.